Rhizophagus irregularis DAOM 181602=DAOM 197198 is the source of this 1355-nucleotide messenger RNA. RefSeq lists its product as uncharacterized. NCBI's taxonomy places the organism in Eukaryota, Fungi, Glomeromycota, Glomeromycetes, Glomerales, Glomeraceae. The record is from RefSeq and is a predicted model, not a curated record.
CUCAUCUUAAUCAAACCAUGAAGUAAAAAAUGGAUAAUUUUUCAUUUCUUAUUGGUAUUCACCGUUAAACAAAUAUAAAUAUGUUGCGCCGUAAAAUUUCUACAACUUACACAGUAACAAAACAAACAAGACGUGGUACUUUAAGUAUGGCAAAUGGGAUGAUUUUACCACCAAAUAAAUGGGAAUUACAUGAUCCAUUCUUGAUGUGUGCUGAGGAUUGGUUUAGACAUCCAGGCGGCUUUGACUUACAUCCUCACAGAGGUUUCGAAACUGUGACGAUUGUGUUUGAUGGAUUAUUACGACAUCAAGAUUCUAAAGGAAACUCUAGUAUAAUUGGUCCAAGUAUGUUGCAAUGGACAACAACAGGACGCGGAUUAUUACAUAAGGAGGUUCCGGCAGAUAAAGAGACAAAUGUUCAUCUUAUGCAACUUUGGUUAAACCUUCCCAGAGAACAAAAAUUAAUUGAGGCAUCCUAUCAAGAUCUUACAAAAGAUAUCAUUCCAACACGAGAAAUAAAAAGUUCGAACAAAGCAGAAUCUUCUAAAGUUCAACAAACUGGAGAAGAGGAAGAAUUGGCGGCUAAGAUUCGAGUGAUUUCUGGCACAUCGGGGAACAUUAAGGGGCCCGCCAAAAAUAUUGUUCCUGUAAAAGCUUUAGAUAUUUCUAUUUUAGAACCAAAUUUCACAUUAGAAGAACCUAUACCAGCCAAUUAUAAUAUGUUCAUAUAUAUACUUGAAGGAAAUGGUUCUUUCGGUGAUGAUAAUACUAAGCUGCAAUCUGGAAAUGUAUUAAUUAGCUCUCCGUUAAGAAACGAUGAUUGUAAUGAAGAAUCAGUAUUGAAAAUCACAAAUGAGGGAGUAAAUGUAUUGAGGGUUAUUCUAUUUGCCGGGAAACCUAUUAGAGAACCCGUUGUACAACAUGGACCUUUCGUGGGAAAUGAAUGGGAUGAUAUUAUCAGGGCUCAAAAAGAUUUUUAUUUGGGUAAAUUUGCUGAGUUAUAACCAGUUUGAAAAUAUAUCUGCUACCCUGGUGGUAAUUUAUUAUUAUAGUAGUAUCGAUUCAUUUAAUUUACCAUAUCUUAAAAGAAGUGAAACCUAUUUCAAAAUAAUAAUUUGUUUGUAAUUCAAGUGUUUAAUUAAUAAAAUAUUUUAUAUAUUUAACCCUUUGAGUAUUAUAUAACGCUCUAUAAAUUUAAUUAAAAAAAUAUUAUGGUAAUUAAGUCACUUUUUGAAUAAAAUUUGUAAUCUUUAUCCUUCAUUACCAAAUUAUCUAUCCAAACCGAUAAGGCUUCAGCUUCGAUUAAAAAUAUUGGAUGAAAGUUAAUUAAUAUAUGCAACGUUGUGUUACUUGUGUAU